AUGUUAAGAAAUCAGUUAACUCAAGUGGUAAUAACACUACAGGAAACAGUAGUAAUAGUAAAUCCAGUAGUGGGAGUAAUGGCCGAUCUAACAACUUCAAUGGAUCACCAAGUAAUGUUGCAUCAGGUAGAAACAAUACCAAGUCUGCAAAUGGUACCAACAACCGUUUUCAGAAGAACAAGAAGUAAACUUACCAGUAGGUGGACGUCUGUUCCACCACAAACAAGUUUGGAAAGAAUUGGGUCUUCCAAACUUUUGUCAAGAGGUUGUAAAUGGAUUAAAAGUCCAUCUACUUCCAAAUUUCAAGCCGAUGCCAAACCCAAUUCCGAUUUCAAUUCCAGAGGGUCCGAAAUCAGAUUGCAUCACACAGGAAGUACAAGACUUGUUAUUAGACGAUGC
Molecule: messenger RNA, 399 nt
Organism: Dictyostelium discoideum AX4
Lineage: Eukaryota; Evosea; Eumycetozoa; Dictyosteliales; Dictyosteliaceae
Exons: 1
Source: RefSeq, a predicted model, not a curated record